CAUUGGUUAUCUAUCUAGUCAGGAUCUCUAUCGAUCUCAAUAGGCAUAGAGACCAAAAUUGAAUUAUUCCACCAAGCUACAGCUUACAGCUUGAGCAACAUGAAUCCUUUUGGCCUCCCGAUCACUGAGGAGACACUGAAGGCCAUGGCGCGUUAUGCGGACCGGGACAUCACGCAGGUGGACUGCGCGCGGGAAGCCAUGCGGCUGAUCCAUGCCGAGGACAAGAACCUGAGCGCGCUGCAGCACGCGCUGGACCUCAAGAGCUCCUACGGGGACGGUGUGUCCACCAUGGUUCUUGUCUACAACGCCACUGGCAACACAGUGGAGCUCGUUGAUGAGCAGAAGAUGGACUGGUCGGGGUACGUCUACCACGAGCAGCCUCCAACCACCUUCCAGAAUGGGCAGUGGGUGGCGUUCCUCCAUGUCCACCCAAAAGGUCAGUCCAUCGGAUGCGAGGCUGCUCGCGUCUUCCGCUCCCAGAACGUCAAUGGGGAUGUCAGGGACUUCAUGGUCGCCUGGUCUCUCCCGUGGAGUGCCACACCGAACUCUGCUUACGCUGAGAUCCGUGAGAAAGAUCACUUCCCACCAUAUUGGGGUUACAUCAAAGGGCUACUGGAAGAGGCAGGAAGAAUGUCGGGGGAUGAAGACGAGUACAUGGAAUCAACUGCCAGUGUUGGCGGCUACACAACCUCUGAAUUCGUCGUUGUUCUGAAGCACAAGUUUGCCCCCCUGCCAGACGAGAACUGAGCAACGCGAGGAAAAUGAUUGUAAUGUGGUCGCGCUUAUUAAUUUCUUGUCGCAUGCGCAGUUUUAUAUCAGUUGUCGCACUAUCCAAUAAUCAUGUAUCGGCUACGUUUAUCGCAGUUUUAUUUCUGAAUUAUCGAUGUAAGUGCAAAAUUUAUGCAAUAAAAGUGGCAGCUUUAUUAUAUA
Molecule: messenger RNA, 930 nt
Organism: Panicum virgatum (switchgrass)
Lineage: Eukaryota; Viridiplantae; Streptophyta; Magnoliopsida; Poales; Poaceae
Product: 23 kDa jasmonate-induced protein-like
Exons: 2
Coding region: 100-747 (215 amino acids)
Source: RefSeq, a predicted model, not a curated record